AUGAAAGCUACCUUCUUCGCUCUUCUUCCUCUUCUCGCCACCGUGGUAGUCGCUACAGCCCCUACUGCCGCUCCAUUCGCUAAAGUCAGAAGACAAGAUGACGGCUCAGCCGAUGGUGAAGAUCCUACCGCAGGUGAUCAAGCUGGUUCAGUAAUCGACGGUGGAAUCGACGGCGCUACUUCUGUCUUCGACGAAGCUACCUCUGGUCUCGACUCUGUCGUUGAUGAAGCUACUUCAGCUGUCGGUGCUGGUGCAAGUGACGCCACUUCUGUCUUCGAUGAAGCUACUUCGAAUAUCGCUUCUGUCGCCGACCAAGCAACUUCAGCUGUCGCUUCAAGACUUGUUGGAGCUACCGCCAGUGCAGCGAGUCUCGCCAGCUCUGCUUCUGGUGCUGUCGCCAGUAAAAUUGCCAGCGCUAGCGGUGCUAUUGCGAGUGCCACCUCUUCUGUCGCUGGCACUUCUCAUUCCGCUUCAGCUGCUUCCGCCUCCGCCUCAGCAGCUUCUGCCUCGGCCAGUGCCUCGAACGCUAGUGCACUCGGUGUCGACAACAAGCUCGUCGUCCUUGGUUUCGGAGCGGUUUUCGCCGCUGCCGCUUUCUAA
Messenger RNA from Kwoniella shivajii, 600 nucleotides. RefSeq lists its product as uncharacterized. NCBI's taxonomy places the organism in Eukaryota, Fungi, Basidiomycota, Tremellomycetes, Tremellales, Cryptococcaceae. The record is from RefSeq and is a predicted model, not a curated record. The coding region runs from base 1 to 600 and encodes 199 amino acids. The transcript is spliced from 3 exons.